AUGGGAGACCAGUUUCAGAGUACAGAUGAGGGGGCCCAGGCAGGAGUGGUGGGGGACUUCAACCAUGUGGAGCGCUGCAAGGACUCUCUAUACAUGGGCACUCCACCCAGAGGCUACCUCAGCAACUCCUUUACGAGGAUCUGCCAGAGGUAUGAGAAUAAACCCCGCUAUGUCACCCUGUACGACACCCACAAACACAUCCCCAUCUAUUCGGCCUAUACAUUCAAAAAGUCCGAUGGGGAGAAGAAGGUGGACUUCCCGUGGAUGUUUGAGCCCCAGCUGGCCUCAGAAAAAAGCAGCAGUAACAUGGAGCCAUUCCCCCAAUCUUCAAACAUGCAUAUGAACUUUGAGGACACCCAGGCAGUCCUGGAGGACUACGCUGACGUGGUUCAGUACGAGCGUGGCCAGCUAAAUCCUGACGAGCAUCAGUCUGACCCUCUGGACAAAGCCUCUACCUACAGCUUGACUAACGUGGUACCCCAGAUCAGGGAGUUCAACAUGGGUCCCUGGGCCGGACACCAGGAUCUCAUCCGCAAACGUCUCAACAACUACUGCCGUGGCAAAGCCUUCGUGGUCACCGGGGUCACCACCUCCGGGCACACGAUCCGUCGCAACAACCUGGACCGGGUGGCUGUACCCGAGUACAUGUGGUCGGCCUACUGCUGCAUUGAGUUUGACCAAAAUGCGCCAUACUUUGUGCGCUACAAGUUCCCCGUGUUUGCCGCUUAUGGGAUGAACGAUCGUGUCAACAACCACAUGGUGGAAGUUCCUCUCAAGAACCUGGAGAAAUUUCUCAAGGGGAGAAUGGAUGUGGAUAAGAACUUCCAGAUUUUCUAUAAUGACUGUGUGCCAGAUAACUGAGAUAAAGUGGGUGUGAUCUCUGUAAUAAUCAUCAUAAAAGUUUAAAAUGUGUUAGAAAUUUACUUUUACACUGUGGAAA
This is a messenger RNA of Perca flavescens (yellow perch), 940 nucleotides long. RefSeq names its product endonuclease domain-containing 1 protein. The record is from RefSeq and is a predicted model, not a curated record. Bases 1 to 861 code for a protein of 286 amino acids. The transcript has 3 exons. NCBI's taxonomy places the organism in Eukaryota, Metazoa, Chordata, Actinopteri, Perciformes, Percidae. Gene Ontology annotation, molecular function: metal ion binding; hydrolase activity; nucleic acid binding.